CAUUUGUGCUAGGCGUGCGAGUGUGUGACCCUCCUCCCAACCGGCUCCCGCACCGACGGCGGCAUGGAGCAAGCGGAGCCCGCGGCGGAGGUGCCCACGGCAAGGAACAGGAAGGUGGUGCUGCGGGAGUACAUCACCCGCGCGCCGACGGAGGACGACAUGCUGCUCGUCGACGGCGGCGCCGUGCCGCUGCGCGUCCCCGACGGCGCCGCCGGCCCGGCCGUGCUGGUGAAGAACCUCUACCUCUCCUGCGACCCCUACAUGCGCGGCCGGAUGCGGGACAACCACAGCUCCUACAUCCCCCCGUUCAAGCCCGGAUCGGUUAUAGAAGGGCUGGGCGUGGCGAGAGUGGUGGAUUCCACUUAUCCGGGGUUCAGCGCGGGCGACAUUGUUUCGGGAAUGACUGGCUGGGAGGAGUACAGCCUGAUCGAAAAGCCUGAGCAGCUGAAUAAGAUCCAGCAAAGUGACAUACCACUCUCGUAUCAUUUGGGGCUUCUCGGCAUGCCUGGUUUCACAGCUUAUGCUGGAUUCUAUGAGCUCUGCUCACCGAAGAAAGGCGAGUUUGUAUUUGUCUCUGCUGCAUCAGGGGCAGUUGGUCAGAUUGUUGGUCAACUUGCAAAGCUUCAUGGAUGCUAUGUUGUCGGAAGUGCUGGAACAAAUCAGAAAGUUGAGCUCCUAAAAGAUAAGUUUGGCUUCAAUGCAGCUUUUAAUUACAAAGAGGAGCCUGAUUUGACUGCAGCCUUAAAAAGGUACUUUCCUGAAGGUAUUGACAUCUACUUUGAGAAUGUUGGCGGAUCAAUGCUAGAUGCUGUACUUGUCAACAUGCGGAUGCAUGGUCGCAUUGCGGUAUGCGGGAUGGUCUCCCAACACGGCAUGACCGAUCCUGUAGGGAUCCACAACCUAUUCUGCCUGGUACCGAAACGGAUAAAGAUGCAGGGCUUCAUCCAAAGCGAUUUCCUCAACUUAUUCCCACAGUUCCUCGAUGACGUGGCCAAGCACUAUAGGGAUGGCAAGAUUGUGUAUGUAGAAGACAUGAGCAUUGGGCUAGAGAAUGCUCCUGGUGCCUUUGUUGGUCUAUUCAGUGGUAAAAAUGUUGGCAAACAAGUCGUGUGCAUGUCACAAGAGUGAAGUACGUGUACAUCUAAAUGAAUAUUACAAACCUCAUGAUUCAAAUAAAUAACAAAAGUUGUGAAACCUCUUA
Molecule: messenger RNA, 1201 nt
Organism: Lolium perenne
Lineage: Eukaryota; Viridiplantae; Streptophyta; Magnoliopsida; Poales; Poaceae
Product: 2-alkenal reductase (NADP(+)-dependent)
Molecular function (GO): oxidoreductase activity, acting on the CH-CH group of donors, NAD or NADP as acceptor
Source: RefSeq, a predicted model, not a curated record